AUGACAGACAUUCCGCCACAGCAGCACGUUAUCGAAGAGAGUAACUUCAAUAUAAAUGCCGACCCAAUUUCAAACAAGAGUUCGUGCUCGAUCAAGACACCCCUACCUUUCUCUUCGCCGUCUUCAUCUGUAUAUUCCUCGUCGGAGAAAGGUUGUACACCUGCAAACUAUGACUUACUCAAUAACACAAAUGCCAGUGUUAGAUCAAUCUCUAGCAGUCUCCUCCAGGGCGAAAGCAGAAGUGCGCACAAAAACGGAAAUAACGCAAGUUUGACAAGCGUGAGGAAUAUUAAAGGCCGUGAUCUUAGUUAUCAAAAUGCACACCAACCUCAUUAUCACCAGAAUGACUCGGAACAAUGGUCUCAGUACUCGUCAGCCUCGACCACGUCUUCAUUUCUGAAAUCCAUAAGAAGCCACAAUCCUUUCAGAUGGUUACUUCGUCGGUCAGACUCUCGUUCUGGUUUGAUGACUAGAAAAUUCGCUCUACAGCAUCGCCAGAAGAUGCAACAGUCUAAAGAGACUGUAGCAGAACGAGAGAGACAGAGCCUCGCUGACGGAGAAAAGCAAAUUGAGAAUCUUCGCUUUGAAAAGAAUGGUCAUUCCGUAAUUGGACUCGCUGAAAAACUUGAAAUGCUAGAAGGAAAAAUCGAUUAUUUAUGCUCGUUGCCUGCUUUUGGAAUGCCCGGUAUCAACCCUUCCAGAUUUUCGUCCCCAGGAAAAGGGCCAAGUAAGGAAACAAAAGGCGCAGAAAAGAAUGCUGGUGUUCAAACAGACCCCGAAAUACUUUACCAAUGCCAUAUCGAAUCGGAUGAAGGCAAACAACAAAAACAAGCUAUGACAACUAGGGCCAGGCAUUUGACGAACAUGAACACAAAUCUCUCAUCUUUAAAUGCCCUACUGUCAUCCGAUCUAUGCAGGUUGCGGAAUACUAUACAGGAUCUCCAGGCCGAACUCUGUGUGACACGUCGGACUAAUACGGUGUUGGAAAAACGGCUUGGUUCGUAUGAAGAACGUAAAGUGCAUAUUGAUUUGCAAAUUAGAGUUAUUCAGCAACUGGGGAGGUUGUUGGGUAGAAAGGAGGAGCAACUUAGGCUCGAAGAAAAGAAGAUGGAAAUGUAUACGGAUAAAUUGAAUGGGCUUGAAGAUGGGAUCGAAAAAUUAAGGAUAGAGCUGAAAAAUAUUCUACCAGCAAAACUUCAAGUAAAAAAUCCGUUGGUCGAUAAUUGA
Molecule: messenger RNA, 1227 nt
Organism: Talaromyces proteolyticus
Lineage: Eukaryota; Fungi; Ascomycota; Eurotiomycetes; Eurotiales; Trichocomaceae
Exons: 2
Coding region: 1-1227 (408 amino acids)
Source: RefSeq, a predicted model, not a curated record